AAGCAGCUGCAAGUGCUGUGCCGUGAGCAUGGGUUGAAUACGCGAGGGAAAAAGGCAGACCUGAUCGAGCGCCUCGCUGCCGCAGUGCCUCCGAGUCCAAAUACAGUGCCUCCUACCACCACACCCACCAUCCCAGAAGCCAGUUCUCCAUCCUUGGUGCUGCUCCCAACUGUGAAUUCCCGCGUGCCGGCAGGCCAUGCACCCACAAGCCUGUCCCCCAGGACCUGGAGAUGAUGUCGAUCUGCUUGCGUCGCAUGACGCAAGCCAGCUGGCCCGUUCCUUCCAGGAUGCCUACAAUGGCAGUGAUGGGGGCAUCAUGGACGACGACAUGGACGACGAUGGUGCUCACACGGCUGGAAAUGUUCAGGAUGACGAGGAACUGGUGGUGCAAGCAAGCGGCCCGUGUUUGGUGGCCAUCAAUGAUGCUAAAGCUUGGGUGGACCAAUUCAUCAUGAGCACCCGACGAAAGGGCGGACAGCAAAUGGAGAAGAGUGUGCUCAACAUUUGGAAGCGCUGGUUGACUGCUGCAAUUGCAUCAGGUGAAGUCCCAGAUAUGAUAAUUGAUGCACACCACAUCAUCCAGUACUUGAAGUACACCGCUACCCACAAGCUCCUCUCGCGAAAUGGCUGUGAACGUGAUUCUGCGCAUGGGUCCCUCUCUGCGAGCUUGUUCAAGAAAACCAUGGUAAUGCUUGGUCGUGUCCGACGCCGUCAGGUUGACGACAGCCUAUCUCUCGAGCAUGCACGUCCCAUAUUCACACCAUGUAUCUCUGACUUUUAUAAAGCACUGAUGGUUCAAGCACAGCGCCUCCAUCUCGAGCGUGAAGACUUCGACAUCACCAAAAACACAAUCCUCGACUCACACCUUUUUCCAGAGCACUUUGAACAAGUCAAGAAAUCAGUGUUCAUGCACCUCACGCAGCUGCCAUCUAUCAUCAAGGGUCACCAAUGCUGGACUUGGCAAUGUACGACACUCAAUCGGGGUGACGAGCUGGUCAAUCUGCCGCUCUCGUGCAUCCAGCCUUACAAGAUCUUCAUCCCAGACUAUACGACAGCCGAUGGGAGAAGGAGCGGCAGCGGACAGUUUUUUUUUGGUGUUUUGUCGUUGUACCAUGAGACCAAGGUUGCAAAACCUGGCGUGAGCAUCUGAUCUUCCCGCACUGAGCCCUUUUUUACAUUUGCUAUGUGAUUUUCUACCUGUAGAAGCAGGAACCAGAAUACAACUUUGUGC
Suillus subalutaceus is the source of this 1231-nucleotide messenger RNA. RefSeq lists its product as uncharacterized. The record is from RefSeq and is a predicted model, not a curated record. Lineage: Eukaryota; Fungi; Basidiomycota; Agaricomycetes; Boletales; Suillaceae. The transcript is spliced from 8 exons. The coding region runs from base 197 to 1150 and encodes 317 amino acids.